Messenger RNA from Suillus paluster, 1053 nucleotides. RefSeq lists its product as uncharacterized. NCBI's taxonomy places the organism in Eukaryota, Fungi, Basidiomycota, Agaricomycetes, Boletales, Suillaceae. The transcript has 5 exons. The coding region runs from base 289 to 924 and encodes 211 amino acids. The record is from RefSeq and is a predicted model, not a curated record.
CGACGAUUCACCGUGCUUGAACUUCGUACUUACCUACUGAAGUACCAACUGCCCAGCCGCCAACUCGGCAUAGGAACUAAAGGUUCUGGACUUGGUCUGUAUUAGGUAGAAGGCUAUACACAAGCUCCACUCAUGUUACAGAAUGCAUCACCUCCGUGCGCUCAGUGCAGCGUGUUACACCGCGUGGUUCCAGGGAAGUAAUAUAUGACCAAAAUGAUUCUUCGCUUGCACCCGUCUUCCUUCCCUCUCAGAUUAUUGCAAUUUCAAAAGUCUUCGCAGUACUAGACCAUGAGCCGGUCUCAACAGAAAAUACUCUCUCAAUUGGCUUCGUCGCCUAAUGAUUUGGCAUCAGGGCUUGCGCAAUGUAUGGAGGCUUUGCGCCUCAUUUCAUCCCUGCCGAGGUCAUCGCCCAUCAUGGUUGAGUACUCUGGUGCCAAGGGUUCCAUGACCAAGGCCUUUGGAAGGGAGCAUCUCUCACGUGUGCCGUUCAGGACUGUGGUCGGCCUUCUCAAAGCCUCCAUGGAACUUCCUGAAGACUCACGCAUCACAUCUGCUGCGUUCUACCGCGAAGACGGAACAGUUGAUCCCGCAAAGGUACUCGUUGAUGAGGAUUCGUGGAAAGAGCUUGUACCAUAUGUGCAUACCGUCCACAUCGAGGAUGAACGUCAAGCGCAUUCGGUCUUUGCUAUGCAAGCCCUGUCAACACAGACCACACUGACAUCGCCCUCUCCAACUCCAGCGCUGGCUUCCCCAACACGGAGUUUGAAUGGCAAUGCCAACACUUUCAUCCCCACCAAGAAUGGAGUGACGAUGAAAUCACAGGAUGGAACAAAGCUCAACUUGCAAGCUCUGAGAAAGGGGAGCGUCUCCCCGGCAUUAGCCAUCCAUCCGGUAUCUUCCUUGGUGGCUCUAGCAGACGCGUAAUGCGCUUAGUGGCUACAUGAUUACGUUACAAAAGCUCGCAGAUUAGCUGUGAUCGUAGUGUAUAGCGCGAUAUUAUACACGAUGAAGAGCAAGCUGUUUCUAUGAUAUAUGUGAUGCGAGAACAACAGA